UACUGAGAUUAAAUAGUCCCUAAACCACGGAAAUUAGAGCGUGCGGAGAGAGAGAGAGAGAGAAAGCGGGAGUGAGAGACUGAUGCCUCCUAAAUGUGGGUAUAUAUAUAUAACCCGAUACACAGUUCAAGGACAUCAUUAUUCACAGAGAGAGAGAGAGAGAGAGAGGGAGACAUUGUGAGAGUGUUUGAUCAGAGAAGUGGAGAUGGAGGAGGAGAAGAAAUCAAGAUUCAAAAGAAUUUGUGUAUUCUGCGGCAGCAGUUCUGGCAAGAAACCAAGCUAUCAAGAAGCUGCUGUUGAGUUGGGAAGAGAACUGGUGGAGAGAAGGAUUGAUUUGGUCUAUGGAGGUGGAAGCGUGGGUCUGAUGGGUCUUGUUUCUCAGGCAGUUCAUGAUGGUGGGCGCCAUGUUCUAGGGGUUAUUCCAAGAACUCUUAUGCCCCGAGAGAUAACGGGAGAAACAAUUGGAGAAGUACGAGCUGUGUCCGACAUGCACCAGAGGAAGGCUGAGAUGGCCCGACAAGCCGAUGCCUUCAUCGCCCUACCCGGUGGUUAUGGCACUCUCGAAGAGUUGCUUGAAGUUAUUACAUGGGCUCAGCUUGGAAUCCAUCGUAAACCAGUGGGGCUGUUGAAUGUCGAGGGUUACUAUAAUUCGUUGUUGUCUUUUCUUGAUAAGGCCGUUGAUGAAGGCUUUAUCUCCCCAACGGCACGUCGCAUUAUCGUGUCUGCUCCGACAGCCAAACAGUUGGUCAGAGAGCUUGAGGAGCAUAUCCCAGAAUACGAUGAGAUCACAUCCAAAUUGAUCUGGGAAGAGGUUGAAAGACUGAACUACAUGCCUGAUUCCGAUGUUCCAACGUGACAUGCCGACGAACGAAACUGAUUUUUUGUCUAAGAAUUCCAAGUAUAUAUACGAUGAUGGAAGCGUAUUUUGCCAGACGACUGCUGCACAGGAACUUUGCUUUUUGUAUUUUGAAACAUUAAUGCCCUCUUCUUGCAAAGAUAAACCACGUAUACGUGUAUCAGGGAAAUAGUUGAAAACGGUAACCUUUUGUAUGGAUCUGCAUUAAGGCUUUUAAUUUUAUUCAACAUGACAUUCCUACUAUGUAGUUAUAUUUCCUUCUAUGUCCAAUAUUAGUCCAUGUUGUCUGUAUUCUGAAGCACCAA
Molecule: messenger RNA, 1161 nt
Organism: Sesamum indicum (sesame)
Lineage: Eukaryota; Viridiplantae; Streptophyta; Magnoliopsida; Lamiales; Pedaliaceae
Gene: LOG7
Product: Putative lysine decarboxylase family protein
Biological process (GO): cytokinin biosynthetic process
Cellular component (GO): nucleus; cytosol
Molecular function (GO): hydrolase activity, hydrolyzing N-glycosyl compounds
Source: RefSeq, a predicted model, not a curated record